This is a messenger RNA of Melampsora larici-populina 98AG31, 2844 nucleotides long. RefSeq lists its product as uncharacterized. The coding region runs from base 1 to 2844 and encodes 947 amino acids. The transcript is spliced from 6 exons. Gene Ontology annotation, cellular component: nuclear inner membrane. Lineage: Eukaryota; Fungi; Basidiomycota; Pucciniomycetes; Pucciniales; Melampsoraceae. Gene Ontology annotation, molecular function: chromatin binding. The record is from RefSeq and is a predicted model, not a curated record.
AUGGCUUCAACUAAUCCAGAACCAGCUCCAGAAUGGAUGUUACCUGAAUUCGAUCCAUCUCUCGUUAAAGUCUCUGAAUUGAGAUCGAUCUUACUACAAAAUGAUAUUCCUCAUUCUUACACUAAAAAAUCAGAUCUCAUUCAGUUAUUUGAACGGGAGGUCAGACCCUUGACACCUAAACUACUUCGUGAUCAUCGGAACGUUCGUCCAUCUUCUCGUGGAGUCAUUGAUAUGCGCUCUACUCAAGUACAGGAAUAUCAAGACUCUCAACCUAAAAAAACUCCACGAAAAAAAGCAUCCUCAAUCAAUCUAACAGAUCAAGAAUCAGUUACUUCUACUCGAACUCAACCUAAACAAUCCAAAAAAUCACUCCUGAGACCAACUGAGUCAGAAGACUUGGGUACUGACGCUGACGCUGAAACCACUCCAAAUUCUCGAGCUUCAACCCGAACAGUUGAGUCCAAAAAGGCCUCAAAAAACCGUUCAACAAUCCCCACUCCAUCUUCCUCAAAACGUUCUACUAAAAGAAAAAUCGAUAUCGCUGAAGAGGAAGAAGAAAUUGAUCAACUAGCACGAGACGAAAUCGUAUAUCUAGAUCCCCCAUACAAGAUGAACACCGAACAGACCAUUGAAUUCGCACGUCAAUCUGAUUCUUCAAGGAACCAAACUAGUUUGCCUGUCCCUGUUAAACGUCGUAAAUCCGAUUUUCCAAUUCAAGCUUCUACAAUCCAAACCCCACCAGAGGAAGUUAGUGUAAAAAAGAAGACGACAAAACCUAAGAACAGACGGACCACUUUACAUGAGGUCAUUGAAGCUGGCGAGGGCAACUAUUCUGACUAUAAUCCGUUUCAAAGCGGUGCUGAUGAAGCCCCCGGUAGUAGUGGUAAGAAGCCCAAGUCUUCGAAAUCCAAGGCAUCUGUACCUGCACCUCUCAAUGUUGCGCCGCACCCAUCCAGGUCUAGUACCACCUCAAACAUCCCUAGAUUAGCUUCUCCUGGCAAGCAAGAACGAAUUAACACCCGAGUCUCCAUGCAUCAUCUGCCUCAGGGACCUCCUGAUCUCUCGACUGGACACCCAAUCCAGCAGCAACCAUCCUUUUUACCCAAGUCAGCCACUACCUCCAACCUUCGGGCUAGCUAUACACCUCAACAAGGUCAUGGACGCAAGAGUGUUCCAAUAUCAUCGAUGGCCCGGCCAACUGAAAGGUUCUAUGAGCCAUCACCGAAUGUCGAUACACCAGAGCAAAUUGUACGACAACUCGUCCCAGGUCGUAAAUCUCAGCGAUUUGAACCACGCCUUCCAUCAGCUUCCCGUCCUGAGUUCGAUCAAAAGGUUGAAGAUGAUUAUGGAAAUGGUUCAGAUGAUCGACACACACAUUUUGAGGAUCAAGCUUAUCGAAUUAAGACGAACUCACGUCGACAAUCUCAAUUACCUCCUCGAAGCCCAUACCCCAUCAAACCUAGCCUACCCGGCAAUACUUCUACCACCACACCUGCGCGUCAACAAUUCCCUCGGAUCCGACUUGAUGAACUGGUUCAUACCCCAAGUGAAAAGAAAUUGAAGAUCAAUCGACAAGCGCGUCAGAAGCCAAGCACAGGUUUACUCUUCAAUCCUGGUCAAGGUUUGAGCUUCUUACUCAAGUUGAGCUGUGUAGCUGGUAUCCUAGCUAUUUUGAAUUGGUACCGUACUCAAACGCUUAGUUUAGGAUAUUGUGAUACGGGAUCAAAUAGUAAUGCGCGGACACGAGAUCAACAGAUUGAAAGGUUCUUAGAAGCUGAUGACAUAGGUAGUAGUAGUGGCGAGAGUAUGAAAGAAAGAUUUGGUCAAGUGAUGGAAGCGAUAAAUAUGAUUGGACUCUUACCGGAUUGUAUGAGUUGUCCGGUACAUGGGAUAUGUGAGAAAGGCAAGAUUAAAGGAUGCGAGAUGGAUUAUGUGUUGAAGAGAUCUAGGAUAGGAGAAAGAUUUGAAGGAUGGUUACCAAUGUUAAUGCCACCUAGUUGUUUACCUGAUACGGAUAAAUUGAUCAAGAUUGCAGAAAGUGCGAAUGCGAUCAAUCAAGUCCUUAGAACCAGAAGAGGGGAAGUAGUUUGUGGGAUGGGUAUGGGAGGAGUUGAUAUUGCAACAGAAGAGAAAACCAAGGAAAUCAAACGGUUUGGAAUCACUGAAAAUGAAUUAAAACAAAAGGUAAUGAACGAGAGAGGAGUAGAAGAAGAAAUCUUUAAAUUAGCUUUGAAAGAUUUAAUUAAAUUUGAUGAAGUGAUCAGUUUAGAUGGAUGGUUAGCUAGUAAGAAUUUUAAAUCAAUGGAAAUGGGAUUGAAAUGUAGAAUGAAAUUAGGAAUGUAUAAACUUAUCAAAAGAUUUAAAUUGAUUCUUUUAAGUUUGAUUUCGAUGGCUAUUGGUUGGGUUUAUUUGAAAGUGAAAUUAGUUAGAAUUAGUGAAGAGAAGGAAAAAGUGAAAGAAUUGGUAGAAAUUACAUUGAGUAAAUUGAGAGAAGAGUCAUGGGUGCAUCAUACAAACCCAAGUUUAAAACCUAAUGCAUUUAUUGCUUCUGCUCAUUUAAGAGAUUCAAUUCUAUCUUAUGAACAUUCACCUAUUCAAAGACAAAAACUCUGGAUUAAAGUUGAAAAGAUUAUUGAAGGUAAUUCGAAUGUAAGAACCAAAGUUACGGAAUCACGUGGUGAAAGUUUCAAAGUUUGGGAAUGGAUCGGGAGUUAUACUGGCGAUUUGAAUUUAUCACCUAUUGGAAAAUAUGCUUAUCAAACUCCUAGUAGGAAUGAAGGACCAAUUCAUCAUCGAUUAUCAACAGCUAAUAUUGGAGAAGAAAAUGAAAUGAUGAAUACUUGA